Arthroderma uncinatum is the source of this 828-nucleotide messenger RNA. RefSeq names its product glycosyltransferase family protein. The transcript has a single exon. Lineage: Eukaryota; Fungi; Ascomycota; Eurotiomycetes; Onygenales; Arthrodermataceae. Gene Ontology annotation, biological process: dolichol-linked oligosaccharide biosynthetic process. Gene Ontology annotation, cellular component: UDP-N-acetylglucosamine transferase complex. The record is from RefSeq and is a predicted model, not a curated record. Bases 1 to 828 code for a protein of 275 amino acids.
AUGCGAGUCUCAAGCAAGGCUCAAGGCAAGCAGCCAUGGCGUCCGAUCCAUCUUCUUGUCGUCCUAGGAAGCGGAGGACACACUGAAGAGAUGCUCUCCAUGUUAAGACAUGCUCAACUAGACCCUGCUUGCUACGCCAGACGCACAUACGUCGUCAGUUCAGGAGACUCAUUCAGCGCCAGGAAGGCCGUCGAGUUCGAGAAGAGCCUCGAAAACGGUAGACAGACCGACAAGACGGAGGGAGACCAAGUCCAGCAAGCAGCCUACACUAUCGUGACGGUCCCUCGCGCGAGAAAAGUGCAUCAAUCUUUCCUGACGGCGCCAUUGUCUACUCUGCAAUGCCUCGGAUUCUGCAUGCUGCUGCUCACAGGAAGACAUCCCGAGCAGCUCACCGCCACCUCAGGCGCCAGCACAGGAUAUCCCGACAUCAUACUCACCAACGGGCCCGGGACGGGAGUUUGCAUCGUCGUUGCCGCCCGUCUCCUCCGCCUGUUUGACUACCUGGUAUACCGCAUCGUACCUCAAGGCGGAUCAAACAUCACCGCUCCAUCCGAUCCCACAUCCACGUCCACGUCCACGUCCACUCUCGACUGCGAGCCCGAGUCCAAUUCCCAAUGCGGACCUCGAUCACAACGCCGUGGAACCCCACGAUAUCUACGAACGAUAUUCAUCGAGUCCUGGGCCCGCGUGACUACCGUCAGUUUGUCGGGAAAGAUCCUUUUCCCUCUCGUCGACCGAUUUCUGGUACAGUGGGAUGGCCUGGCUGGUUACUCAGGGUGGUUUGGAUUUGGUAGAAAGGCCGAAUAUGUUGGGACGUUGCUGAGUUAG